Molecule: messenger RNA, 975 nt
Organism: Ichthyophthirius multifiliis
Lineage: Eukaryota; Ciliophora; Oligohymenophorea; Hymenostomatida
Product: immobilization antigen isoform, putative
Exons: 1
Source: RefSeq, a predicted model, not a curated record
AUGUAUAAAUAUUUUUUAAUAACUUUAGUUAGAUCAUUAUUUAUUAAUGAAUUAAUAGCUAUAAAAUGUAAUAUUGGUACAGAAACUAAUAUUGCUGGUGAUGAUGAUAAUAGAGGAGAUAUAGCAAAUUGUGUUAACUGUAGAGCUAAUUAUUAUUAUAAUGGUGAUAAUUUUAUUCCUGGUGUUAGUUAAUGUGAAAAAUGUCCAAUUUCUAAAAAGGUUGGUGCUAGACCUAAUGCAGGUGGUAAUGCUAGAUUAGUUCUUUAAUGUGAUAUUAAUUGUCCUACUGGUACUUAAACUGAACAAGGAAAUACUACAUAUGUAGCAUAAAGAGAAGAAUAUAAUUUUUGUAAAGUUAACCAUUAUUACCAGACUAAAGGAUUGUUUUUCUAACCAGGUGUUGACUCAUGCAAUAAAUGUUCAGUAUAAAAAACUUCUGAUUCUGAAGCAACUUUAGGUAGAAAUGCAUCACUAGCCAAAUAAUGUGACGUUUCUUGCCCUACCGGAACAUCAACUAAAACUGGAUCAACUAGUUAUGUAUCAUAUAAAUAUGAAUGUGUUAAUUGCAAGGCUAACUUUUAUUAUAAUUCAUUUGGCUUUUAGCCAGGUGAAAGUUCAUGCGAACCAUGUCAAAAUAAAAAAAAAAUUGGUGCUAAAGAAACUGAAGGUUUAAAUGCUAAAAUUGAUAUAUAAUGCGACGCUGAAUGUCCUACUGGUACUGUAGUUUACGAUGGAGAUGCAACUUAUAAAAGUGACAAAUCUGAUUGUGUUAAAUGUGCUCCUUAUUAUUAUACUACAAAGUAAAAAGAUUGGGUAGCAGGUAUUGAUGCAUGUAUUCCUUGUCCUAAAAUAGAAAAUAAAGGUAGUAAAGCUAAUUAUCCUUAAUUUGCAACUCAAUCUACCUAAUGCAAUGGUGCUUUCUCUUAAUUUUUUACAUUUUCAUUAUUAUUUAUUUAUUUAUAUAUUUUGUUAUGA